This is a messenger RNA of Neocloeon triangulifer, 2486 nucleotides long. RefSeq lists its product as uncharacterized. The transcript is spliced from 5 exons. Bases 850 to 1452 code for a protein of 200 amino acids. NCBI's taxonomy places the organism in Eukaryota, Metazoa, Arthropoda, Insecta, Ephemeroptera, Baetidae. The record is from RefSeq and is a predicted model, not a curated record.
UGACCGAACUCUCAGAAAUAAUAACUUCCGGCCUCCCUUUAAUCUCCCAAACAUCCUCUCAACCCAAAACAAGCAAAUCUACAUAGAACUGCACGAGCUGUACAAGAAAAUCUUCCCUGCAGCACGACAUUAACCAAUUAGACCUGUCCUAAAUUAGAUCUGGCUGAAUGGUCACCACCAAAGCCAAAAAAUACAAACAACAACAACAACAUGAACACCAAGAAGACUUCUUGAUCAACACAAUACAGGCCACAUUUAACAUGUCUGUUGAUGCCAACGGAUCUGCUAAAAGAUGCCGCAUCGGCCCGAUCGGCCGCUGUUGCGACGGCCGAGGGAGAAGAAAAAGCCGCCUCGAACGUUUUCAAGGAAAGGAAGGUCAAAAGGAGGAGGCCAAGAGGCGGAGGAUCGAAUAGAACUCGUCAAGGUGUUGCGUGGAGUAGGCCGAAGAGGCUUCGGCCCCUCUGACCUCUGCGGCCGUCCAUCGGCCUGCAGUGGCCGAGGUGGAGGCGGCCGGCUAGGGGGAGGAGAGGCCCCCGGAGGCGGUGCCGCUCCCUGAGGGCCGGAAGGAGGGUCCGAUGUGUGCUUCGACCCUGGUGCAGCAGAAGAGGUUGAACCCAAGCUGGACGAGCUGAGCUCCUUUGACUGUGCCAACAAUUUCAACAAAGCAGGACAUUGGCUCGGCCCGUAUUCGUGAAUGCUUGGAAGACUCCGAGCCUGACCUGAUGGAGAAAUCAAGCGCUAACCGAGUCUGCGCCGUUUGUCAGAGAGGAUUCGGACGCAAGACAAAGGCCGUCGUCCAGUGUGCUCUUCAUUAACAAAUAAUGUAUUAUAUCAAUUCAGAAGUGAACGAUGCAGCAGCAAAACCAAGGAAAUUCUGUACGUUUUCGAGACAGGUCGAUCUUGCCCUUCGCCAGUGACCUGCUUAAGUGUUCAGCGACGGGCAAUCGUGCCCUGAUGAAUACUAUGCCCGAUGCGCUCUAUGCGCUGAUUUGCUGUUGGAACCCAGAGUUCUUGCGACUGCACUUCACAGGACCACUUGGAAGCCGGCAACGCAUUAAAACACAAGUCGUCGAUGCGAUCGUCGAUGCCCGAUCGCUCGUCUUUGAAUUUGAUGCGUUGCCUCCAGGAGGACAUCGGAUGGCCGACCUGCCCAGCUUUCUGAGAAGGAGGCUUAAUGAUAUCUCGAGAAUCGGGAUAAGAUAUAUCCCCACCUUGUGCUGGCACAUGGGGCUUCGUUUUCUUCUGAGUGACAACCUCUAUGCCCUCCGUCAAAGGGCUGCCGAGGAGUAUCACCAGAGGGGUUUUGUCGAGUAUUUUGAAGCUCCAGGAGCUCAUCUGCAGGGAGCCGCCGGAGACGCGCCCCUUCUGGCCCCACAACAAGGUCCUCCUCUUGAUCAACAACAGGGGGAGCAUGAAGGAAUUGCCCCUGGUCCGGCUGGAGACCAGCAUUAAAAGUUGCAUUUAGUUUACAUCACUCAAGUAUUGGUACAAAGAAAAAACUUUAAGCUGUUUCCCUCUUUCAAAGUUUGAGUGAUUUGUGCAAGCAAAGAAAUAAUUGUUACUUACUACACACUAUGCGUUAUUAUUUGAUGGUGCCAUGCAGCUGAUAUUGAUAUAUGAGCUACUUCGUUUCAUUGUUUUAAUAAUGCUACAUGUACAUAUGACAAGUCAAUAAUUGUAGGGAGGAUAUUUGAACUAAAAACAAUUUUGUGUAAGAGAAUGAUUCCUUGUAUGGUUCUCCCUUUGGGACGCAGACUCCUUUCCUUUUGCCUCGAUUUUUCUACUCGGUCACUGAUUCUAAUCAAAACAUUUUUAAAAAUAAACUUAGCCCUGGGGUCAAAUAUUCAAUUUCUCCACCAUCUUGCAAGAGUCCUUUGGCCUUAUUGUGUAAAGUGUGUUAUCAAAGUGAAUGUCUAUAAUGUCAUCUCAUCUCAAAAAAAAUGUUUUAGUUUAUCAUUAACAUAGUGUAUAAUUAUGUGCGAAAGAGUUAAUAUACAACUCUUGUUAAUUUUUAUUUGCAGAACUGACAUUAUGCCUUAAUGUUCUAAUUUCUGAGAAUGAUAAAGUAUUUAAGUAACUCAUUUAACUUAAGUGGUAGAUAAAUAAACUGAGAAAAAUGAUUGGCCAGAAUUUGGUCCAACACUCCUCUUCCAUUUCACUUAAUGAAAGAGGAGUUCUGAUGGUUUUACGAUCAGUCGUGUUUUCUCAAAAGCAGUCGAGUUGACCAAACAAACUUGGCAUUUUUGUUUCCAAAUCAUAUCUAUGUAUUAUUUUUUUGCCUCAAAGACAGUCGCAGACCAAUUAGUUUUUGUCGUUUUUAUAAAUUAUAAAUAGAUGCCAAAAAAUGAGACAGUUGAUGUUUACUUGCCCUUCAUUCAUUAAAAAAAUUCUAAUUUAUGUCUCCCUUGCACACAUAACAGACAAAAUGGAUAACAGGAAUAAAAGCUAAAUUUGUAACAAAUGAAAUAAAAUUCUUUUAAAUAUAC